Messenger RNA from Aplosporella prunicola CBS 121167, 198 nucleotides. RefSeq lists its product as uncharacterized. NCBI's taxonomy places the organism in Eukaryota, Fungi, Ascomycota, Dothideomycetes, Botryosphaeriales, Aplosporellaceae. The transcript has a single exon. The annotation marks the transcript as partial. The record is from RefSeq and is a predicted model, not a curated record.
CCUCAGCGCGCCUUCUACGGCGACUUCGGCCUCCCCGUCCUCAAGGUGUUCUUUGGCGCCCUCGCCACCUACCAGGUGCUGUACUGGGGGUGGCUGAAGCUGGAGAGCAUCGAGCUCAAGGACGAAAAGAACGGCGAGAUGGCGCGGCUGGAGCAGCAGGUGCGGGAGCUGGCGGGCAGUAAUAAGGGCAGCAAGUAG